Messenger RNA from Anolis sagrei ordinatus, 1004 nucleotides. NCBI's taxonomy places the organism in Eukaryota, Metazoa, Chordata, Lepidosauria, Squamata, Anolidae. The record is from RefSeq and is a predicted model, not a curated record.
CUCUGAAACUGUCCAUAUCCUCCUUGAUAUUAUGAGCAUGCUUUGUCAUGAAGGCCAUGACAUUUCACAAGGAUGAACCUGCAGAUGGGCAAAGCUGCCCAUGGCCUGCCUGGAUAUGUUCACACUCACCACCACCACCUUAAAACUGAGGCAACUGAGUUCACCUUCUAGUAAGAUCAACUCUAUCUCUCUUUCCACUGCCUUGUUCUUCAGAACCAUGGAAGGAACUCAGGAUGAUCCUGGUUGGAAAGACUGGAGGUGGGAAGAGCGCUACAGGAAACACCAUUCUUGGCCGGAAGGCUUUUGAGUCCAUUGCGGCACCAAGGACGACCACGCUCAGAUGCCAACGAGAGACAGGGAGGUGGAGAGAUGUGGACCUUUCUGUGAUUGACACUCCAGACCUUUUCGACCCCUCCAGCUGGAUCCUGCUGCCGGAGAUCAGGCGUUGCAUUGAUCUCUCCAGGCCCGGCCCUCACGCCUUGGUGUUUGUGACCCAGGUGGGCCGCUUCACUGCCGAAGACAAGGUGGCAGCCAAUCAAGUCCAGGCUUUGUUUGGGGAAGGGGCCUCCAGGCACAUGGUCAUCCUCUUCACUCGCAAGGAGGAUUUAAUUGGAGAUACCUUGGAGGACUACGUGUGGGGCUCAGGCAAUCAGGCUCUCCAGGGGCUAUUUCGGAAGUGUGGGGCGCGCAUGUGUGCUUUCAAUAACAGGGCAUCUGGGGAGGAGCGGGAGACGCAGGUCUCUGAGCUGAUGGAGGUAGUCCAGCGAAUGGUGGAGGAGGAGGGAGGCAGGCAUUACUCCAAUAGGCUCUACAUGGAACCUGUCUUAACCGACGAAAAGAUCCACGCGUUCAUGGCAGAGAACAGAGGCGUCAGGCCAAAGCCAAGGGGAGGCUGGAAUUUGGAAAGGACGUGGCUGAAAAAAGGGCUGCUUGCUCUUGGUGGUUGUGCUUUGGUCAUUGGCGUGAUUAUAUUGACCAUUUAUUUGGCAAAAUGUAAUCAAUAG